GUGGCAGUAAUGAUCACCACAGUGGGCCACCGUUACAAAAAAAAGAAAAACGUGGUGGGCUGAAUAAAGCAACCGGACUGUUGUUUCAUGACGAUUUUAUGUAGUGGUACUUUAUAUUCUGUUAAAGGGAUUAUUCCUGCUGUGUAAUCCAGGAAUCACAGCUUUCACCUGUAGCAAAUGAAGGAAAAUAAGGAGAACACCACUCCUACCAUUCAAAUAACCAAUCUGGACCACAUUAAGCCAUGCUGGUAUUGGGACAAGAAGGACUUGGCACACACUCCAUCCCAGUCCGAGGGCCUGGACCCGGCCACGGAGGCACGGUACCGCAGAGAGGGAGCCAGGUUCAUCUUUGACGUAGGAACUCGACUUGGGCUACAUUAUGAUACCUUGGCCACUGGAAUUAUAUACUUCCACCGCUUCUACAUGUUUCACUCUUUUAAACAGUUUCCAAGAUAUGUGACGGGAGCCUGCUGCCUAUUUCUGGCUGGAAAGGUUGAGGAGACUCCAAAGAAGUGUAAAGACAUCAUCAAAACAGCUCGCAGCCUGCUGAAUGACGUGCAGUUUGCCCAGUUUGGCGAUGAUCCGAAGGAAGAAGUUAUGGUGUUGGAGAGGAUAUUGCUCCAGACAAUCAAGUUUGAUUUGCAAGUGGAGCAUCCGUAUCAGUUUCUUCUUCGUUAUGCCAAACAACUGAAAGGUGACAAAAAUAAGGUGCAGAAGCUGGUGCAGAUGGCCUGGACGUUUGUGAAUGAUAGCCUCUGCACCAUGCUUUCGCUUCAGUGGGAGCCAGAGAUCAUAGCCGUCGCAGUCAUGUACUUGGCUGGUCGCCUGUGUAAGUUUGAUAUCCAGGAGUGGACAUCCAAACAGUCGUCUCGCCGUUGGUGGGAGCAGUUUGUACAAGACGUCCCUGUGGAGCUUUUGGAGGACAUCUGCCAUCAAAUCCUGGACCUGUACUCUCAGGGCAAGCAGCCAAUUCCACAGCAGCCCCAAAUGCAGGAGAAAGACAAGCCACAGCCUUCUCCUACAGGCCUGCUCAGUCAACCAAGUGGAAACCCUGUAGCUCUGCCACCAUCCAAGAAGAAUUCUCCUCAGGCCAGCCCCCCACGGCAACUAAAACGGCAACACCCGUCUCCAAAAGAAGAGCCAAAAGUUGCCACAGAGCAAGUUGGUUCUAAAAUCCCAAGACUGGAGAGCCCAAUGCCUCCCCUACCAGUUAACCAGCCUCCUGAUCGCAAACCCCCACCUUCAGCCCCUGCCCCUCCUACAGAAGCAGAGCCAGCAGCCUCUGCUGAUUCAGACUUACCAAAGGCCCCACCUCCACCCCAUGGAGCUCCGCCCCCUCUGCCUCACCGUCCGCCACCCCCGCCACCCUCCAGCUACAUAAUGGGCAUGUCCACAACCAGCUCAUACAUGUCGAGUGAGGGCUAUCAAAGCCUGCAGUCCAUGAUGAAGACAGACGCACCAUCCUACCCCCAUUUGCCACCCUCUUACGCAAUGCCUUACCACCCACAUGUUUACCCGCCUCCAAGUGCCCCUCCUCCAGGCCCACCACCACCUGCAUCUUAUCCUCCUCCCAAUCUUCCUCCACCCACUCCAUCCUACCCACCGCCAGGCUACAACCACAGCUACCCGCCGCCUCCACCGCGCAUGCCACCCCCGGGCAUGGCUUUACCUGCUGGGUAUCCGCCUCCACCAGUCCCUCCAGGGCAGCCGCAAGUGCCCAUGCCACCUGUCAUGCCACCGGUGGCAAGCAUGAACCGUGGAGCCUGGAUGAGAUGAAUGUCCUAGGCGAUAUGGAUAGAUGGACACGUGUCUAGUUCUAAAUAACAUUUUUCCGAACUUUGUGUUGUCUCAGGAAGAUAGAUCAGAACAAUCUUUUCACCCUGUUGUCAGUUUGACCUUUAAGUAGACAAAUGCAUGGUCAAGUUUUAGUAUACAUUUUGUCUAGACUCACUUGUAAGCAUCUUUGUAUGGCCAUAGAUUAAAUUAACUGUCGUCGUAGUCUAUAAGACUGGCAUCUCGUUCUAGGUGUGUCCCUGCCACGCCCUCCAGGAUAGGUUCUGAAUCCACUGUGAUCCAGAUCUUACUAACGGGAUUACUGAAGAUGAAUGAAUGGUCUGUAAAAUUGGUAUUAGAUGAGCCUUAAAAGGCAGCUUCAGCAGUCCCCCAGAGUGCAGUGUGUGUACUUAGCUCGGUGUGUAUCAGUAGGAUACGCUGUGACUCUUGGCUCCUAAUUAAUUAGAUUAAUUUUGACCACAUCAGAACCUGACCAAGAUUGUGAUUAUUUCAUUGAAGAAGAAAAAAAACCUGUUUCUUGUUCAGAAUCACACAUCCAUUCCAUACAACAAUAUGAAAAUUGUUUGGACCUUUUUUGAGAACUUUUUAAGAACGUCUUCUUUUCGACACCCUUUUGUGCCUGUUUUGCGAUAACAUUAGCUACAGUCGAAUGUGAGCGAAUUCUCAGAUGCAUCCACAGAACCACUGACGCAGUACGAGCGAACAUUUUAUGUAAAUACAUUUCAUGACUUCGAUCUUGACUAGAAACAUUUUAGUUAAUGAAUCUGCAAUGCGUGUACAUAUACAGCAGCUUUGGGAUUUAUUUUGCAUUUGAUGUAAUAAAAGUCUUUUUCCUCCACAAA
This is a messenger RNA of Ictalurus punctatus (channel catfish), 2636 nucleotides long. It is a transcript of the gene ccnk, whose product is annotated as cyclin K. The record is from RefSeq and is a predicted model, not a curated record. Gene Ontology annotation, cellular component: nucleus; cyclin/CDK positive transcription elongation factor complex. The transcript has 11 exons. Gene Ontology annotation, molecular function: cyclin-dependent protein serine/threonine kinase activator activity. Lineage: Eukaryota; Metazoa; Chordata; Actinopteri; Siluriformes; Ictaluridae. Bases 178 to 1776 code for a protein of 532 amino acids. Gene Ontology annotation, biological process: regulation of transcription by RNA polymerase II; positive regulation of DNA-templated transcription, elongation.